AUCAAAUCGAUUCAAUACACAAGACAACAAACAAGGAAUAAUGGCGCUCGCGCUGUUAGCAUCUCCUCCACCUCCGCUCGGGGGGGUCCGUCGCAGUUUUGGAACAAAGUGUUCGCUCUUCGCCGCACAGCGAGCCAAGCGGAACCUGAUGGAUCUCAUCUCCGACCAGGACCGAGGUCUGAGAACCCAGAAAGACGCCGUGAAGCGAGACGCGAUCGUGAAUGCCAUCGAGGCCAUGGCGGUGAUCGGGGGAAGCUCCGUCACCACAGGAGAUUCGCUGUCUGCCACGUGGAGACUACUGUGGACGACGGAGAAAGAACAGCUGUUCAUCAUAGAGAAGGCGGGGUUGUUCGGCACGCGCGCUGGAGAGGUACUGCAGGUGAUCGAUGUGAGGAAAGGGACGCUCAACAACGUCAUCACUUUCCCGCCCGACGGCGUUUUCUUUGUACGCUCCGAUAUCGACAUCUCUUCCCCGCAGAGAGUCAAUUUCAAAUUCACUAGUGCCGUGUUGAGAGGAAGCAAUUGGGAGAUCCCACUCCCACCAUUUGGCCAGGGCUGGUUUGAAAAUGUGUAUAUGGAUGGUGACAUCAGAGUGGCCAAGGACAUCAGAGGGGACUACUUAGUUGUUGAUCGUGCUCCUUUUAACUGGAAAGAAUGAUCUGUUACUCAACAAUGCAUCUCCUCCUUUUUAAUGAUCUUUGUUUUGUACAUCAACACUACACUACUCUAUUCUACGACUUUACAUCAUCUACUUUUAAUGCCAAAUGCAGACAUUUGCACAUA
Brassica rapa (field mustard) is the source of this 783-nucleotide messenger RNA. RefSeq names its product probable plastid-lipid-associated protein 11, chloroplastic. The record is from RefSeq and is a predicted model, not a curated record. Lineage: Eukaryota; Viridiplantae; Streptophyta; Magnoliopsida; Brassicales; Brassicaceae.